Messenger RNA from Metarhizium acridum CQMa 102, 1161 nucleotides. Its product is annotated as Lissencephaly-1. The record is from RefSeq and is a predicted model, not a curated record. Lineage: Eukaryota; Fungi; Ascomycota; Sordariomycetes; Hypocreales; Clavicipitaceae. Gene Ontology annotation, molecular function: protein binding.
AUGGAGCUUGAAUCUCGAAACGCGGCCUUGCAAUCGGACCUCGACGGCGCCAUUCAGGAAACCUCGAAGCGAGAAGACCCUUCCUGUUGGCUGCCUGAAUCACCACAAUAUUCACUGCAGGGUCACCAGGGCGCGGUAAACUGUGUCGCUUUCCACCCCAAGUUUUCUUCCAUUGCCUCUGGAUCAGACGACUGCACAAUAAAAAUAUGGGACUGGGAAUUCGGUGAGCUGGAACAGACCAUCAAGGGCCACACGCAAGCGGUCCGAGGCGUUGACUAUGGCGGUCCCCAAGGCGGCACCCUUUUUGCUUCAUGUAGCUCCGAUCUUACCAUCAAGCUCUGGGACCCGACGGACAACUACAAGAACAUCCGCACCUUGUAUGGCCACGAUCAUAGCAUUUGUUCCGUGCGCUUUGUAUCUUCUAGCGACGGAGAAUGGCGUCCUCGACAACUCGCUAGUGCAAGCGGCGAUCAUACUAUUAAGCUGUGGAAUAUUGAAAAUGGGCAUUGUGUCAAUACACUGCGAGGUCACACUGAUUGGGUCCGGUCGAUCUACCCGUCUGCUGACGGCCGAAUCCUCUUAUCAGCGGGCAAUGACCGGACGGCUCGCCUGUGGGAUAUAUCUUUGGCCAGCCCCGAGAGCACGUUGACUUUGGUUGGUCAUGCUCUCGGCAUCAAUUGCUGUGCUCUUGCGCCGGUAGCUGCACACCCGUACUUGGCAUCAAUGGCUCCCUCAAAAGCACCGGCGGUUCCCAAGGGUGUAGCUGAAUAUAUCGCCACAGGUUCUCGUGACAAUACGAUUAAGAUAUGGGAUGCUCACGGCACUUGCAUAAGAACGCUGAUCGGCCAUAAUAACUGGGUGACUGCGGUUGUGUUCCAUCCCGGUGGCAAGUAUCUGCUUUCAGUAGCGGACGACAAGACAUUGCGAUGCUGGGAUUUAACUCUGGGACAAUGCAUCAAGGUAUUGGAGGGCAUUCAUGAGCAAUUCAUCACUUGUCUUCAAUGGGUUCCGCAAGUGGCAAAGAGCAUACCUGCGUCUAACAGCGACAGCUCGGUUGCAACGCGGAGUGCAAAAUUGAAGAUGGGGUCUCCGGAUGACCAACUUCGCUGCAUUACUGCCACUGCAAGCAUGGACAUGACAAUCAAAAUAUUUGCAAGCUGA